This is a messenger RNA of Podarcis lilfordi (Lilford's wall lizard), 336 nucleotides long. Lineage: Eukaryota; Metazoa; Chordata; Lepidosauria; Squamata; Lacertidae. The record is from the annotation of a GenBank genome assembly.
AUGGGAGGGCUAACACUUACCUGUGAGUCGUCUCUUGUUUCUGGAGCUGUUUUUUCACUCGGACAAGUUUCCCCUCGCUUUAGCCAAAAGGAGGUAAUCAUAUAUGCACAUUCAGGAAGCUGGGUUGAUGGGACUUCCUGUUUCACUUCAGAGCUCCACUGCAACGUCUUUCCAGGCAGAUGGUGCUCAUUCAACAGCACUCAAAGGUAUGGAAGGACAGUGCAAUCAUCCAAACAGGCUCACCCAGGUUUUUAUUUUGUCUCUUCCCACUUGGGCAGCAUAGGACUAGAGAAAAAGAGAGGCACGUCAAAGUCUCUUGAGCUGCCCAUCAGGUAA